Lichtheimia ornata is the source of this 540-nucleotide messenger RNA. Its product is annotated as ribosomal protein L7/L12. Gene Ontology annotation, cellular component: ribosome. The record is from RefSeq and is a predicted model, not a curated record. The coding region runs from base 1 to 540 and encodes 179 amino acids. Gene Ontology annotation, biological process: translation. Gene Ontology annotation, molecular function: structural constituent of ribosome. The transcript has 4 exons. NCBI's taxonomy places the organism in Eukaryota, Fungi, Mucoromycota, Mucoromycetes, Mucorales, Lichtheimiaceae.
AUGCUUCGCUUCUCCUCUACCUUGUUGACACGCUCUUCUGCUGCCGCCCGCCAAUCCGUUCGUGUUGCUCCUGCUAUUGCACAACGUUUCUAUGCCACCGAACCUCUUCCUACACCUGGUUCCAGCAGCGGUGCCUCCGUCGAUCCCAAAAUCGCCAGCAUUGUUGAUCAGAUCGAGACCCUUACUCUUUUGCAGACCUCCGAGCUUGUGUCCCAACUCAAGACUCGUUUGAACAUUGAGGAUAUUGCUAUGCCUAUGGCUAUGCCUAUGGGUGGUGCCAUGCCUGCUGCUGCUGCUCCCGCUGAAGAGGAAAAGCCUGCUGAGAAGACUGAAUUCAACGUCAAGCUUGAAAAGAUCGAUGCUAGUGCAAAGGCUAAGGUUAUUCGUGAAGUCAAGAACUUGGCUGGUUUAAGUUUAGUGGAUGCCAAAAAGUUUGUCGAAAGCGUGCCAAAGGUCCUCAAGGAAUCUGUACCAAAGGAAGAAGCCGAGAAGCUCAAAAAGACCCUCGAAGCUUUGGGUGCUACUGUUCAGUUGGAGUAA